AUGUCUCCCACGAUUAUUCAUCUGAGGGCUGAGACCAAGCCGCUGGAGCGUCGUUCUCCAUUAUCACCCGAGGGAGCCAAGGCCCUUCUCGAUGCUGGCUAUGUUGUGCGAGUGGAAGAAUGCCCAAACCGUAUCUACAAGACGGACGAGUUCAAGGCCGCCGGCGCUGAGAUCGUCCCAACUGGCUCAUGGGUCAAUGCCCCAACAGAUCACAUUAUCCUGGGCUUGAAGGAGCUGGAAGCAGAUGGCAGUCCAUUGCCACACACUUAUAUCCACUUCGCACAUGUUUUCAAAAAACAGUUUGGAUAUGCUACAGAGCUGUCACGUUUCUCAAAGGCAGGCGGUUUGCUCUAUGAUCUAGAGUUUCUUGAGGAGGGCGGCAGGAGGGUGGCAGCGUUUGGGAGGACGGCUGGAUUCGCUGGUACAGCUUUGGCCCUCUUGUCUUGGUCACACCAGAUCCUUCAUCCAGGAACGCCUAUGGGCCCUGCGCCAGUAUUGGAUUCUGCCGCCGAUCUGGUCGCUCUUAUUCGAUCGAAGGUCCAAGAGGCCCUCCCAGCAAACAAUGGAGAGUAUCCUCGCGUCAUUAUCAUUGGCGCGCUGGGCCGAUGCGGCACAGGAGCGCUCGAUUGUCUGAAGGCUGUAGGCAUCCCUGAAGCUUCGAUCUUGAAGUGGGAUCUGCCGGAAACGAGCCGUGGAGGGCCGUUCCCCGAGAUUGCGACGUCGGAUAUCUUCGUCAAUGCCGUCUACCUCGGCGCUGCCCCUGCUCCCCCAUUUGUCACCAUUGAAUCGCUAUCAGGGCCCGAGAGACGUCUUCGCGUCAUCUCGGACGUGUCAUGCGACCCAAACAGCGACAACAAUCCCGUACGCGUGUAUUCUCGUCACACCUCGUUUGAAAACCCCACCACCCCUGCUGAGGGCAAGCUGGACGGGCCCGAGCUACGCAUCAUUGCUAUUGACCAUCUUCCCACAUUGAUUGCUCGCGAAGCUAGUGAUGAGUACUCCUCAUUGCUUCUGCCGAGCUUGCUGACUCUGAACCGCCGGGACACUGAAGGUGUCUGGGUGAGGGCAGAGAAGACCUACAGAGAUAGAGUUGCCGAAUUGCCUUAG
Molecule: messenger RNA, 1107 nt
Organism: Metarhizium brunneum ARSEF 3297
Lineage: Eukaryota; Fungi; Ascomycota; Sordariomycetes; Hypocreales; Clavicipitaceae
Gene: lys3
Product: Saccharopine dehydrogenase
Cellular component (GO): cytoplasm
Molecular function (GO): saccharopine dehydrogenase (NAD+, L-lysine-forming) activity
Source: RefSeq, a predicted model, not a curated record